This is a messenger RNA of Hemicordylus capensis (graceful crag lizard), 6764 nucleotides long. It is a transcript of the gene AGAP2, whose product is annotated as ArfGAP with GTPase domain, ankyrin repeat and PH domain 2. Bases 5 to 4015 code for a protein of 1336 amino acids. Gene Ontology annotation, molecular function: GTP binding; GTPase activator activity; GTPase activity. NCBI's taxonomy places the organism in Eukaryota, Metazoa, Chordata, Lepidosauria, Squamata, Cordylidae. The transcript has 19 exons. Gene Ontology annotation, cellular component: nucleus. The record is from RefSeq and is a predicted model, not a curated record.
ACUCAUGAGCAGAGGCGCGACCCUGCAGCGCCGGACGACCUACCUGAUCUCCCUGACCCUUGUCAAGCUCGAAUCUGUGCAGCAGCUGCAGCAAGGGCAGCAGCAGGACGACGAGAAGGCGGGGGUGGGCGAUGGAGGAGCCCGCCAGCCUGACAGCAGCGGCGGCGGCCAGCUCCGAGCCCCCAGCCCAUCGGUCCCGCCGGCGGCUGCGGAGCUCUCCGGGCUGAAGGGCUGCAAAGAAGCCGAGGAGGCGGCCAAGCUCAAGAGGCAGGAGCGGAUCUUCCACCGGCAGGACGCGCUCUGGAUCAGCACCAGCAGCGCCAGCACUCCUGACUACCUGCAGCAGCUGUCGCCCAGCAGCCCUGGGACGCCUGCUCCUUCCCUCUCCCCAAAUGGCACCGGGCAGGUGGGCACCCUGUGGGCAUCGCCCAGCAGCAGCCACGGCAGUCCUUGGGAUCCAAAGGCCGGGUCCAUGGCAGGCCCCAAGGCCAAAGCCUCCAUGAGCCCAGAAGCACCAGCGGUGGCCCCCAAGCCUGAAGCCCUGGGGCCCUUGAUAGCUCCAGCUGUGCCCCCUAAACCUGAGCAGUCGGUGUCAUUGGUUGCGCCAGCGGUGCCCCCCAAGCCUGAGGUAGUGGUGGCCCCCAAGCCAGAGCCAGUUGUACCCCGCAAGCCUGAGCCAACGGUGUCCUCUGUUGUCCCCAAACCUGAGCCUGCUGUUCCCUCUCUCGCUCCAACUCUCCCCCCGAAACCUGAACUUGCUGUGGCUGCCAUCUUUCCCAAACCUGAGGCCGUCGCUGUUUCCUCCAUCUCUCCAGCUGUGACCCCCAAGCCUGAAGUCACUGUGGUCCCAGUAGCCCCAGCGGUUGCCCCAAAGCCAAAAGCCAUUCUGGUCCCGGUCCUUCCCAUCCUGCUGCCCAAGUCAGAAGUGACUCCAGUCCUGAAGGCUGGGCUGAAGGAGACCUUGGAGGUGCCUGGAGACGAGCUGCCGGGGCCACCCCCCACCACGGCCAGCUGCUCCUCCAGUGCCGCUGCCCCAGGGCGCCGGAUGUUGGUGAGCCAUGCCAGCUGGGGUGGCCCUGAGCCCACGGAGAUCAGUGUGAGCCGAGUGGGGGGCUCUUCUUUCUCGCACUCAGGAGCCUCCUCGCCUCACCCGGCGGCCGGGAACCGCCGUCUUCGCUUGGCCACCAAUAAGCCUUUCAAGACGGUGACCACCAGUGGGGCCAAGGUGGGCGCCGAGCCUAAGGCAGGCAAGGGGGCCCACAAAGGCGGCACUCCCAACCGGCUGUCGUGGCCAGAGAGUGAAGUCAAGGGCCGCAUGAAGGUAGCCGUCAAGGGCAGUGGGGAGACGGUCCCCAGAGGGGGGACCAGGGCCAAGCUCUCCCCUCACAAAAACAAAAGCAAGACUCUGGACAACAGUGACCUCAACCAUGGCCCAGCCAGCCUGGCUUCCUCUGGUUCCUGCUCCUCAGAGGCAGCGGUGGGGCUGAAGAGAGGCCGGGAGGGUGGCCGGGCCUCUACCCGUGACCGUAAAAUGCUCAAGUUCAUCAGUGGCAUCUUCACCAAGAGUCCGGCUUCCACCCCCACCCACCCUGGACCUGGCUGGAGCCUUAGCCAUAAGGAGCUGCUCAGUGUUGAACUGGCCAAGGGAGAAUUGCCCAAAGCCGUUGCAAACAGCCAAGAAUGGACCCUCGGCCGCUCUGUUCCCGAGCUGCGACUGGGCAUCCUUGGGACCAUGAAGAGUGGGAAGUCAGCACUUGUUCAUCGCUACCUGACUGGCUCCUACUUGGGCCUAGAACCUGCAGAGGGAGGCCAGUUCAAGAAGGAGGUGGUGGUGGAUGGGCAGAGCCAUCUCUUGCUGAUUCGAGAGGAAGCUGGGCCUCCAGAUGCCAAGUUUGCAAAUUGGGCAGAUGCUGUGAUCUUUGUCUUCAGUCUGGAGAAUGAGGCCAGUUUUCAAGAGCUGUCUCGGUACUAUGGGCUCCUUACAAACUACCGCGCAGUCUCUGACAUGGCUCUCGCCCUUGUUGGCACUCAGGAUAAGAUCAGCGCCAGCAAUCCACGUGUGAUUGAGGAUUCUCGAGCCCGGACUCUGUGCACUGAUAUGCGCCGUUGCCUCUACUAUGAGACGUGCGCCACCUAUGGGCUUAAUGUUGACCGGGUCUUCAAUGAAGUUGCUCAGAAGAUUGUGAAUAUGAAGAAGCAGCAGCAGCUCCUGGCGUCCUGCAAAUCUUUGCCCAGCACGCCCAGCCAUUCGGCAGUCUCCACACCGGCUAGUAAUGGUGGCCACACGAGCGACUACUCCUCAUCCUUGCCUUCCACACCCAACAUCAGCCACCGGGAGCUGCGCAGCGAGGCCUCGGCUAUCAUUGGCACCCCAAGUUCCCUACACCGUGGGACCAAACGGAGGACCAGCCUUUUCACUAACCGCAGAGGGAGUGAUACGGAGAAGUGGAGCCUGGACAGCAGAGGUGGUGAUACUGGGAGUGGCCGAGCCAUACCCAUCAAACAGAGCUUUUUGCUGAAACGAAGUGGCAACUCUCUGAACAAGGAGUGGAAGAAAAAGUACGUGACUUUGUCCAGCAACGGGCUUCUCUUCUAUCAUCCCAGCAUUAAUGAUUAUAUCCACAGCACCCAUGGUAAAGAAAUGGACCUCCUCCGCACCACCGUCAAGGUGCCUGGCAAGCGCCCUCCGAGAGCCAUCUCAGCCUGUGGCGCCUCCUCGAGCAUCAAUGGCUUGGUUAAGGAUGUGAGCAGUGUUGGAGUUGGGGACACCAGCACUAGCCCCAGUCCAGGUCUGCUGAAUCCUCCAACUGAUCAAACGGUCAAGCUCUUGGGCAAACCCGACCGGACCCUGCAGCGGUCUGUCUCCUCCUCCAAGGCUGAGGUAGCCAUGGCUGCAGAAGGUCUUUCUAGUCCUGGCAGCAGUGGUAAAGACCCGCCUCCAUCUCCCAUGAUUGACAAAAAGAAACACAGACGGAAGAAACUCACAACACCUUCAAAAACGGAGGGGUCGGCAGGGCAGGCGGAAGCCAAGCGUAAAAUGUGGAAAUUAAAAACCUUUGGUAGUUUAAGAAAUAUUUAUAAAACAGAGGAGGAGAACUUUGAGUUCAUCAUUGUCUCCAGCACAGGCCAGACUUGGCACUUUGAAGCCAGCAGCUUCGAGGAGAGGGACUCCUGGGUUCAGGCCAUCGAGAGCCAGAUCUUGGCUAGCCUGCAAUGCUGUGAGAGCAGCAAGAACAAGGCUCGGAUGGACAGCCAGAGUGAAGCAGUGGCGAUCCAGGCCAUUCGUAACGCCAAAGGCAACUCCUUGUGUGUGGACUGUGGGGCGCUGAACCCAACGUGGGCCAGCCUGAACCUGGGGGCGCUGAUCUGUAUUGAGUGCUCUGGCAUCCACCGGAACCUGGGCACCCACCUGUCGCGGGUGCGCUCCCUUGACUUGGACGACUGGCCCCUGGAGCUCACGUUGGUACUCACCUCCAUCGGCAACGAAACAGCCAACAGCGUUUGGGAGAAGUGCACACAGGGACGCCGGAAACCCACCUGCGAGUCCUCAAGGGAAGAGCGGGAGUCAUGGAUUCGAGCAAAGUAUGAGCAGCGGCUGUUCCUGGCACCGUUACCCAGCUCUGAACUGUCCCUGGGCUGCCAGCUCUUCCAGGCCGUGCUGGACCAGGACCUGGGUGCUGUGCUACUGCUUCUGGCCCAUGGCUCCAAGGAGCAGAUCACGGCCCCCACUGGUGACAAGGACCGGCGCACGGCCCUGCACGUGGCAUGUGACCUGUCGCACGUGGUUAUCACCCAGCUUCUGGUCUGGUAUGGUGCUGACGUGAAGGCCCGCGAUGCCAUGGGGCACACAGCGCUCUUCUAUGCUCGCCGAUCAGGGAGCCAGGAAUGCAUUGACAUCCUCUUGCAACACGGUUGCCCAAAUGAAGGCUACAGCACUAUCGCCACCCCCGGCCUGCGCCGGAAAAGCAGCAGCGCCAGCGUGGGAAGGACUGAGGCCCGGACUGCCCUGGUGUAGCGUGCCAGGGGGAGCCUCUUCCCCAUCCCAGUGGUGCCAACAGGAGGGCAGUGACUGAGGCCUCCUCCCCUCAUGGAGACCCAGCUCCCCUCCGGCAUCUGGACUCCAUGCCGAGGAGCUUGGCUCAUGACUUCUUGUCAUGCACAGGAUGCGGUGGCUGCCACCCAGAGCCCUGCUUCAGUGGCUCUGCCUUGGCGCUGGCUACGGCCACCAGGACCACCUCAGUUGCUCACAACUUUCCCUACUGCCAGGCCCUGAGCUGCUCUGUUGGUCUCCAGAGCAACCGCCAUCUCUGCACCCAGGCCAUUGAAGCCUGCAGGGGACAGAGAGCACCGCUUCCCGACACGUGGAACGAAGGAUCAGGGCCCAGGACGGUUUUGUCUUCUUCCCAUUUGAUGGGGACUUCUGGGAAUGAGUGGGGCAAGCAGUACUGUGGGUUCUUUUUCUUUUCUUUCCCCUUUCCCCUUUUCCUUUCUGUGUUUGUAACCAGCUUUGAAGGUGGAAUGUAAUCAGUGUUGUUGGAGUGGUCAGCGACCCAGUCUCAACUAACCAGCUCUAAGCGGAGAUGAUGAGGGAGUGCCCCAGGGGGCCGGGCAGUCUGUGUGGCAAGGCAGCACUGGGGGCAAGCGGGGGAGGGAGCCUUCAGUGCCACUUCUGUGGCUUAAAGGAGCCCCCUUCCCCUCCUUUCGACAAGCAGUUUGCCUCCGUGUGCUGGGGGCUGGGCUGGGCUCAUCAAAUGGAACGGCGCUGCCGUUUGGAGCUAGAGACAUUUCCUCCUCGGCUCUCCCGCCUUCCAGAAGAAGGGGCGGAUACCUGGCUGGGAGAGGAGAUUCCUGCCGUAUGCCAUCCCCACCAUGAUGAGGGGAGGUGGGUGGAGCUUGUUAGGGAAGGGGGGAAGGAGCCCAGCAACCUGCGUUCGAGAGCCACUUCUGGUUCUGUCCGCAUUUGGGUUGGCUCCUCCCCGGCCUCUCAGCCUUUGGAGGGAGUGGCGGGAAGCUUGGAGUGCCCACCAUUAGUGCCAGCUGCCUGCUCUGAUAGGGAAAUGGAGACAGGCGCCCUGCUUGCUCCGCGAGUGCUUUGUUCUUAUCCCAAGGACAGGGGGGUCUGCCCCCUGUCUUGGGGGACAGUGAUCCCCACUGCUGUUUUGUGAGCCAUUUUGCUUUGACUACAGUGUUGUGAAGCUGUAGAACUGGGGCCUCUAGGAUAAGACACCGCCAUGCUCUCUGGGGCAAAGGAGGCAUUGUGUGUGCUAGGCCCAGACCAGGCCACAGAUCCAAACUGAUGAUCUUGCCCAUCCCUCAGGCAGACCGAGGAUCACCACCACCAGUCAACACCCAGACACACCCCUUAUCCAAACUGCACUGAAACACAUUCUUUCCUCCAAUCUCAGGCUCCUGGGCCCGACCCUUGCACUGAAAAAUAUAUAUAGAGAGAGAGAGAGAUGCUCCUUGGAAGGCUUAAUGGUACUGCCUCCUGUCUCCUUGUUCUUAGAAGUCUCUCACUCUUUCAGGAGACUGAGAGAGACAGCUAAAGGAUCAAGCAGCUGGCUCUCUUGCCUGUCCAGAAAGGGGGCACACAAACAUGGCAAGGCAGAUGCUGGGCCAUCUCUGAGAGCCUCGACAGAGCAGUGUCUUGUCUGGCGGCUGCGCACCCCCUGAAGCUAUGAACAGAGCGGCCAAGGAGCACCCUGACAAGCAACAAAGGCCCUGGUGUUUUAGAACAAGGCUUCUUUUCUAGAGGGAUCAUUUGUAAAAAGCCCCUUUUCACCCCACCCCACCCCCAAAGAUAUCCUUUUCUGAUUUCUUCUUCUGUUUUAAUUGAUUGCUUCAUUUUGAGAGCCAGAAGAUGCGGGGCGGGGGGCUUUCUCAUUUUCUCUCUGGUUUGGCAGCUCUCCUGGUGCAAGUGUUUACAGGCCUCGUGUCCAUCGCCGUGGAAGAGGCGUCCAUGUGGUUGUCAGAGUGAUGUGGUCUCAGGCUUUCUUUCAAAUCUGUGAUCAGGGUAAUGCAGUUAAUCCCCCUCCUCAAUAUGGGCAAACCUGGGCAGGGCGGGAGCAGCAGGUUAGGAGCAGCCACUUAGUGGCUGACUGGCCUGUGGUGCUGAGUUCAGAUCCAGCCUGCCUUUAUUCCUCAGGACUCUGGUUUGUACCCACUGGAGCUUAGCAUGUGGGCAAAGGGGACAAGCCCACCUAGGCCACAUUACCCACUGGCCCUCUCUGUCCUUCCGAAUCUGAACGAGCUCAUGAAUGUAUUGGCGAUCGUGUUGCACGAGCCUUCUACCCCGUAGCCAUGAGGUGGAGUUGGAAGAGCCUGGGGCCGUAGAGUCGCAGGGCCUGCCCUGGUGCCUGCCUCCGUGUAGAGUAAACAAAGCUGGGCCUGGUGCAGCAGGGAGGGGCUACCCUGUAUCUUGGUCUCAGCACUCCUUCCCUCCCUUCCUUUGGGCAGCACUGCCUUUUGAAGACCAGAGCCUGGGGUUGUAAGGGAUCUUGAGGACUGAAUGUAACUCAUGCUAUUGGGACCGGCAGUUUGGUGCAAGGUUCUGGGAGCUUGGAGAGCCUCUUGUGCACGCCCCAGAUACAGGGUGGGAUGUCACACCUCCCGGGAAGGGGGAGGUGGGGGGAGGUGGGAGGGGGACGCGGAGGUGCCAGAGCCGAUACCAUUGGCCCUGUGCAGCCAUUGUAAUCUCUUGGAUUGUAACUUGUAAGUAUGUGACAAUGUAAGAAGAUGUAAUAACAAUGACUGGUUAUUCCUUC